AUGGCGUGCCCAUUCUUGAGAGAUGUGGUGGAUGAAGAAGCACUUGUGCUCAGGAGAGCCUUCAGGCGAGAAAGGGUCUUCAGGGACCGGUUGGACCCACUGGUCUUCCCUGAUGACCAUCUAUAUGAAAGAUACAGGUUUUCUGCAGAUGGCAUCAGGUAUCUGUGCAGACUGCUGGGUCCCAGGAUUAAGCACCGCACAGCACGGAGCCAUGCACUGAGUGUGGAGCAAAUGGUUUGUGUGGCCUUGCGCUUUUUUGCAAGUGGAGCCUUCCUGUACUCAGUGGGGGAUGCAGAACAGCUGAACAAGGCCACAAUUUGCCGCACAAUAAGGAGUUUCCCCAAUGUCAUUGGUGCAGUGGACUGCACACAUAUAAGAAUAAAGGCCCCCUCAGGUGCCCAUGAGGCAGAUUUUGUGAAUAGGAAAUCCUUUCACAGCAUUAAUGUUCAGAUGGUCUGCAAUGCUGACUGUGUGAUCAGCAAUGUUGUGGCAAAAUGGCCUGGCUCAGUCCAUGACUCCAGAAUCUUUCGGGCCUCUGAAAUCUAUCAGUGCCUAUCACAAGGUGAAUUCUCUGGUGUGUUGCUGGGAGACAGGAUGUAUGGCUGCCAGCCUUUUCUCCUGACACCUUUUACAGACCCACAGGAAGCACAGCAGGCUUACAACUAUGCCCAUGCCAGGACCAGGGCCAGAGUUGAAAUGACCUUUGGCCUCCUGAAGGCACGCUUUCACUGCCUUCACAAAUUAAGGGUCAGUCCUGUAAGGGCAUGUGAAAUCACUGUGGCUUGUGCUGUCCUUCAUAAUGUGGCCUGCCUGAGGAAGGAGAGGGCCCCCAGAGUGCCGCCAGCCAUGGACUGGGACAAUCCGGCAAUCUUCCCUGAUGACGACAGUGGUCGGCUGCUGAGGGAUCAAUAUGUGUUAAAUUAUUUUAGUUAGUAUGUGUGCUUUCAAUUUUGGUUAUGUCCUGUGGUGGCAGAGGAAAAAUGUUUUUUUUUUUGUUUUUUUUUUUAUUGAUUUGGCCUCUUGAUAUUUGUGCUGUAUACUGUGUAUAAUGUUUGUAAGACAAGUUUGCAGGGAUACUACUGCAUCCGUUAAUUUGCCUGUUCAGUUGACGUGUAUGGAUUUGUCCUGCAUUUAUUUCAGUUUGCAGACAUGCAGGGUGUGUUAUAUACAGACCUUUGAAUGUGUAUUUCUCCUUUGGUUGUAUAAUAUGCUUUGAUUCUGUGCUUUCCAUCUUGUAGAGUCACUGUGUGACUUCAGUUUCGAAAGGAGCUGAUGGUUUACCUGCUUUGUUUUGUCCUUAUUCAAUAAAGAAACAUAAUGUUACACUUUGUGCUUUUAUAUUUAUAUGGAAUGUGUAUUUUAUAGUAUAAGGGCCACUCUGAGGAAAGGAGAAAGUCAUACAUUUGAGGCUGGUUCUUUCUGUGGAAAGCUGCAUAUUGUUUUUACAGUCCUGAUACUUAUAACAAUUUGAUGCUAAUGUGCCAAAAGAUUAAGUAUGUCCUUGUUUCUGAAACCAUACUGAAGUAAAACUCCACGAAAUGCCCCACAACUGUUAUUGUAACAACUGUCCUCCUCUAAAACAACAAGUUACAAUAUUACGACUUCAUUCUGUUUUUUUUUCCUCUGUGGCCCUAAUGGUCUAUCAUUUCAUAUAUAGCCUUA
Molecule: messenger RNA, 1662 nt
Organism: Paramisgurnus dabryanus
Lineage: Eukaryota; Metazoa; Chordata; Actinopteri; Cypriniformes; Cobitidae
Source: RefSeq, a predicted model, not a curated record